Molecule: messenger RNA, 972 nt
Organism: Rosa chinensis
Lineage: Eukaryota; Viridiplantae; Streptophyta; Magnoliopsida; Rosales; Rosaceae
Exons: 2
Coding region: 1-972 (323 amino acids)
Biological process (GO): DNA integration
Molecular function (GO): nucleic acid binding
Source: RefSeq, a predicted model, not a curated record
AUGAAAAGGGAAAUUGCAGCGUAUGUAAGUAGGUGCUUGAUAUGCCAACAAGUAAAAGCAGAAAGACAGAAACCUUCGGGAUUGCUACAGCCGUUGCCUAUUCCGGAGUGGAAGUGGGAGCACAUCACCAUGGAUUUUGUUUCAGGUCUUCCUCGAACUCGCAAUGGUCAUGAUAGUAUUUGGGUGAUUGUGGAUCGACUCACCAAGUCUGCUCAUUUCUUACCUAUUAACAAGACUUAUGGGAUGAACAAGCUGGCGGAACUGUAUGUUAAUGAAAUCGUAAAACUUCAUGGACCACCCGUUUCCAUUGUCUCUGAUCGAGAUCCUCGUUUCACCUCAAAAUUUUGGAAGAGCCUACAUGAGGCUUUAGGUACUGGAUUGAGUUUUAGCACGGCAUUUCAUCCGCAGACUGAUGUGGGAGAAAGAAAGCUCAUAGGUCCAGAGAUUGUGCGGAUUACCACCGAAAAAAUUAAGUUGAUCAAAGAAAAACUCAAGGCAGCUCAGAGUAGACAAAAGAGUUAUGCGGAUAACCGCAGGAAAGACUUGGAAUUUCAAAAGGGUGAUUGGGUGUUCUUGAAAUUGUCUCCCUGGAAGGGCGUAGUAAGGUUUGGAAAGCAGGGGAAGCUUAGUCCCCGAUUCAUUGGACCUUUUAUGAUUAAAGAUCGAGUUGGCCCAGUUGCAUAUAGAUUGAUUCUACCUCCGAGGUUAUCCAAGAUCCAUGAUGUCUUCCACGUGUCCUUGCUCCGCAAGUAUAUUGCUGAUCCCUCUCAUGUCUUAGAGGAACAGCCCAUUCGUUUAAAGGAGGACCUGACUUAUGAGGAAGAACCGAUCCAGAUACUCGACAGAAGGGAGCAGGUCCUUAGAAACAAAACAAUACCUUUAGUUAAAGUAUUGUGGAGUAAUCAUCUAGUGGAAGAAGCUACUUGGGAACCGGAAUAUCUAAUGAGACGACAGUACCCCCACCUGUUUUGA